GAAGUAUUAGCACAGACAAAAGCAUUCAAGAGCGAGCAGCGAGAGUUACAGAUGAACAUCAUGCCGGAGCAGAGAGUUCACAUCAUCUCGUCAACCACCAUCAAGCCUUCUUCCCCAACCCCUCGCCACCUCCGGACCCUUAACCUCUCCCUCCUCGACCAGCUCUUCCCUCCCUCCUUUGCCCCUCUCCUCCUCUUCUACGCCAAACCCGGCCCCGGAAACGGCAGCGGGGAACCGCUCUCCCGCCGCAUGCAAGCCUCUCUCUCCGAAACCCUCGUCGAUUUCUACCCGUUAGCCGGUCGGGUCGGGAGCAGCGCGUGCGUCAGAUGCGACGAUGAAGGUGCAUACUGGAUCGAGGCCCGAGCUGACGUCCGCCUAAAUGACAUUCUCAACCAAACCGAGGCAGCCUUGCUCAACCAGUUCCUCCCUAGCUUUCACGCUGAAACGUUGCAUCUGGCCGCAUCAGGGUGCAUGCUCAUUGUCCAGAUCACGACCUUCAGCUGCGGCGGCAUCGCCGUCGCUCCCUACACUUCGCACAAGCUCAUGGACGGGUCCUCGAUAGCGUGCUUCCUCCGGAGCUGGUCGGCCAGAUCAGCUCAGAGGCUCGAGGGCUUAACCCCUCCGAGAUUUAUUGGAGAUUCUCUCAUGCAGACCAGGGAGUUGCCACUCACGUUGUCGGAUUACGCCCCCACGGACCACUGCGCGACAAGGAGGUUUGUGUUUCAUGAUUCCAAGAUAUCCGGCCUCAAGGCCGAAGCAGCUCGUUCCAUUGAGCCAACUCGAUUCACAAGAGUCGAGGUCGUGUUGGCUCUCAUCCUUAGAUGUGCCUUCAAGGCUUCAAGGUCCGUAACCGGGUCUACCCGUCCGACUCUGUUGCAGUACAUGGCGAACCUUCGCAAUAGAAUGUCGCCGGCCUUGCAGGAAAUCGAUGUCGGGAAUCUCGCCUGGAUCAUCAACAUUUCAUUCAAAGGCAGCGAAACGACCUUGCAAGAGCUGGUCUCGAACAUGCGGAAGGAGAUGAUCAGCUUUCGCGACCGUGAGGCCUGCGGUCUCAGAGGAAACGAGGGCUUUUCAAAGGUGUGCGAGUCAAUUGCCAAGUUGGGGAACAUGAUGGGCGAAUGGAAGGAGGAGGCGAACUUGUACCGGUGCACGAGCUUGUGCGGGUUCCCGUUCUACGAGGUCGACUUCGGGUCGGGGAAGCCGGUCUGGGCAACGUGUCACAGAAGCAUGAAGAACUACAUAUAUUUGAUGAACACGAAGAUGCGCGACGGGAUUGAAGCGUGGGUUACGCUGGGCGAGCGAGAGAUGGCGGUCUUUGAACGUGACGAGGAGCUCCUUGCCUCUGCUGCAUUGAAUCCGAGCGCUGCUCAUCACGUAAUGCGUGCAACGAUCCCUUCCCGGAUCUGAUGCUUAUUUAAUGGACUGUCCCAUAUAAUCUUUUUUUUAUGCAUAUGAGCUUUUGCUUGAGUGAUUUGUCUAGAUGUGUCUUGCCAUUGGAAUUGCGAAAAAGAUGCUCAAUAAAUUCACCGCGAAAAGAAUUCACAUGGCUUUUUUACCAUAUA
This is a messenger RNA of Syzygium oleosum, 1562 nucleotides long. Its product is annotated as acyltransferase Pun1-like. NCBI's taxonomy places the organism in Eukaryota, Viridiplantae, Streptophyta, Magnoliopsida, Myrtales, Myrtaceae. The coding region runs from base 52 to 1407 and encodes 451 amino acids. The record is from RefSeq and is a predicted model, not a curated record. The transcript is spliced from 2 exons.